GUUUUGUACGUUCUACAUACUGAUCUGAGGAUCAGCUGGAGGCAGCAAUAAACAGAAGGAGAAACGAUAGCAGAGGCUUGAAAAGCUGCAGAUGUUAUGAUCUGAAACAUCGGUGUAAUAUUUUACACGAAGCCCUUCUUCUGAGAAGAAAGCCUUUUAUUUUUAUAUGUUAUAUGAUGUUUUAACUACCUCGCUUAAAGGCUACCUAAAGCUAUGCUUUAAGAAUUGUCGUUCCUACUGUGUGUGAGCUCGUUUACAACUUGAAUAAUAUUGCAAAGGCAGGCCUUUGCUCCAAACCAAGUGAAACCUUAUAUUUGCACUACUGAAGCCCACCCUCCGCUUGUCCAAACCAAGAUCCAGCAAAGGGCUCUGAGUCAAAGCAAAGUCAAAUAAUUAUAAUAAUACACAGCUUACCUGAAAACAAAUACCAUUCACAGGCAGCUCCAGCUUUUUUUGUGUGUGUGUGUGUGUGUGCGCAUCAAGUCUUCAAAACCUUAAGGCCAAGCAGCCAUGUUUCAACGUCUGAGCAACUUACUUUUUGGUGAGGUAGAAGAAGUGGCAGCUGAGCUCAAGGGACCUAAUCCCUGUGUGACAGAGGCCGACGAAGAUGGAUGGAUGCUUGUCAACCUGCCUGAUGAGUCGGGCAGCAUGGUGCAAACUGACGUUGAGACACAGGCCCAACGUACUUUUUCACAGCCAAUCCCAGACAGCAACCAAUCAAACCUUGACGACACUCAAACGCGGACUGAACGCUUAACUUCUAUUCCCCGCCCACCGAUCCAUCGACGAAGGCCACGUACUGGCAGGGCGCAUGGGGCAAUAUUAACGGCAGACUCGAACCAAUCAAGCACGGGUGUCACUACAUUGUCAAGACGGGCCAGACGACCCGCAGCCCCCUCUGCUUCUCAGUCGACUUCUCCCGCUGGGAGCGAUUGUGGGGCCAGUGAGGCUAGCAGCAGGGCAGGCUCAGAGAGAGGCUGCAUGGAUGAGAGCUGGUUUGUCACCCCUCCCCCCUGUUUUACUGCAGAAGGAGCCACGGCAGAGGCGAGCCCCAUGGAGGACCUGCUCAUUGAGCAUCCCAGCAUGUCUGUGUAUGUCUUGCCGAGCAACAUCUCCAUGGUCUCCAAUGCUAACCUCUCCGUGGUGGGCGAGGAAAGCAUUGUGAGCACGGCGAGUAGCGUCAGCAGAGUGGCUGAGCCGACUGCUGCUCCAGCUACCCACACCGCCGGGCCAUUCAGGGGAAGUUUCGGACCUUAUGUCCAACCUAACGUCGCCCACGUGGCCAGAGUGCAGCGUAGCAAAGCUCGCAUGGAGAGGCGCCACCUGAGCCGUAACCGCAUUCAACGCCAAAACCGCACCAGGGAGCAGAUUCCCCGCCACGCCAGUCAUGUUCGAAACGCCUUCCUGCACCAGCCUAGCAAGCGUAACUUCUCCCACUAGACUACCGACAAACCGGUGGCAUCAUUUACUCUGAGGGCAGUAAAAGAGCAUAGUCAACUUUUUACGCAGUCAGUGCAUUCAAGCAUCUGAUUUCUUUUCGGCACAUUCUGGCUAAUUGAGUUGGUAUUACAGGUUAAACUAAUUGGAUUCCCCCUGUUUUGCAGUUAAGCCCUCAGAGUGGAUUUGAAUAGAACUCUGCUGCAAUGUCCAAAAAAGAAGCAACAAAAUAUUCCUAAAAGUUCAAAUAAGUAUAGUUCUAUUUAUUUUCUCUUUUUAGCUAAAUGUCUUGGACAUUUUCCUAAGGUGUGUUUGAGAAACAACUUUGAGAUGAACUUCAUGACUCAUUUAACAUUAUUACACGAUCUUUUCUGACUGAACAGAAAAAGAAAUUGUGGGAACUUUCCAUGACUGCCACACGGCUAAACUACAUUUGCAGAGAAUGCAGCUCAUCAUUUCCUUGCAGCUUUAUGUGAAGUUAAUAUAUUCACAUGAAACCUUUGUCCUGAAAGAAAAAGAGGAUGGAUAUACAGUGUGAUGAUUGCGGGUUGAUAAGCACAAUAAAAAUUUGCAUCGGAGCAAACAAUUUCAACACAAGAGCUAAACGUUGUGUGAUUCUCACAUCUCACUGAGAAGAAUGAGAGCAAGUAGGCGAUUGUGGGAAAGUGAGAACAAAACAGACUAAAGAGUAAAGGAAAUGAUGCGUGACUUAGAUGCAAUGAAUGUGAUUAAGAAAAACAGCUUAAUGCAAAGUGACCCAUGGCAGCGGCCUGCGUUGCCCAGCAUCAAUUAAAGAGCAUUCAGAAUAAGUAAGUUAGCCUUUUAAUGGAAAAGUAUUGGAAGGUCCAUGAAUGCAAAAUUCAAGAAACAGGCCUUCUGCUUCGGUCACAUGAUAUAUACUGAGUAGAGCGGUUCUGAUGGUAUAGCUCUUUAAUUUGUUUUGUUGGUUUUCCAGUCAUUGCAUGGUUCCACCAAUAUCAAUCUGUUCACGACGACAAGGUCUGCAUUAAAAGUUGUAUGCAGAAGGCACACAGCAUGAUAAUGACCUUUCAAUUUUGUCAAUUGUGCCAGCCGAAGCAAUGCGCCCAGCAUACACCAGCCACAGUGUGUGCCGUGAUUCUCCACUUUUCACGAAACAAAAAAUGACAAGUGUGACGGUUGCAUUCAUUAUCCACAUUUUUUUUAAUUUUUAAAAUGACUCCUAAUUAAGCAUUUUUUUUCUUCGUCUUAAACUUUCAACAUCAACAUCCCGCUGUUUAUCAUAUGCACACCAAACGCUAACAUUGUUCACUUAGAGGUUCAGCUUAAUGAUAUGUAUUCAACAAUAUUAAACAAUGGUGCUGAAGUGUAAACUAAUGUUUGUAUAUUAUUGGAGACAUGGAUGUACAUUUGCACUGUCAUUAAUUUUUGUGAGUCAAAAGUUUUAGUGGUGUGCUGUGCGCUUGUGUUUUUAAUUUGUGACCAUUUCUCUUGACCCCCCCCCCCAAAAAAAAGUUUAUUAUGGUAGUCCUUUAUUACACUUGUAAAUAUAUAAAGAACAUUUCUAGUGCUCUGUUAGAUGUCAAAACCUCUCAAGACCUGAGUUACAGAUGGAAAAUCCACGUACAGAAAGUAAAACCCCUGCCUGCCAUAUUUGAGGUUUAGUCACAGGUCCUUCGACAAGCUCGUUGGCCUACCGAUUUAAGUAGAAUCAUCUAUGGCAGGGCUUUUACUUUCUGGACCUGGUUUUCCCAUCUCUGGCCUGAGUCCACACUUUUAAGUUCAAAGGGACUGAGACGAAUCCUCUGCAUCGCUUUGAUGCUCCUAAUAAAAAUGGAUGAGUUGUAUCUCACGAAGGAGCACAAUGACUUUUGAGAGGACAUUGACGUAGUUGCCAAACGGCGAUGCUUUCACAAUCUUUGGGAACGGAAUAAGUGUUUUUAAAACAUUAAUUCAAGUCAUUAUUUUUUUAAUUACAUACCACAUUUGUUUUGUUCAAGUAAAUAAUCUAGUAAAAAUCUUUGUUUAUUUAGAUUUCUAUUAAUUUAUGAUGUAUGAGCCCCCUAACCCGUUUACUAUAUUCAUGUUGUGCAGGGUAUUGACAUGAAAUGACACACAACCGAAUUCUUGAGCGAUCACAGUGUGCGAGAUUGUGUGUGGAUGUAUGUGCAUGCAAAGAUCAAGCUACGUGUCUGCAAAAGUUUAUUUUUUGGUUUUCCUCACCUCUGUUGUCAUGUAAGAAGAAGACGUGCUCCGUGUGUUGUGUGUAAGCAUUGAAAAGUGUGUUCAGAGUAAAAGUCAUCCAACAAUGUGGAGAGCGAGUGGUCAUACUGUGUUGAACAUCUUUGAUGAGAAGAAAUAGACAGGUAAACAACAAUGAGGCAGGAGUUUGUUUAUAUUUCAAGAAAUCAAAUCAUGUAUAUGUAUCAUAAGACAGAAUAUGCUUGUAUUUUUCUGUAUAGUAAUUAGAGCUUGAGUGUUUUAAAUGAAAAACAAUGAAUGUCUGGGGAGUUUGAUGUUUAUUUUGUGCCCUGAAAUGAUGGCAGCUUACCAACACAUGGGCUUUAGCUCAUGUUACAUCUCAAGUAGUACACACCUCCCCAUGAAAUGAAUAUUUAGACACAUAACAUGUGGUGUAUCUAAUAUGGUAUUGUGCCUUUCACUUUUUUCUGCAUGGUUUUUGUGAUUUUCCCCUGUCUUGACUUAAAUGGAAAGUUGUCCUGGGACAGGCAAAACCUAUGCAAAGUUGAUCUGAUGGGUAUCCCAGCAUCCAUUCAGAAAACACAGGUACCAACCCACCUAGUCAGUCUCGAAACAACAAAAUAAAUGCUCAGGUUAA
Syngnathus typhle (broad-nosed pipefish) is the source of this 4255-nucleotide messenger RNA. It is a transcript of the gene tp53inp2b, whose product is annotated as tumor protein p53-inducible nuclear protein 2. The record is from RefSeq and is a predicted model, not a curated record. Gene Ontology annotation, cellular component: autophagosome; nucleus. Bases 511 to 1440 code for a protein of 309 amino acids. Gene Ontology annotation, biological process: autophagosome assembly; positive regulation of DNA-templated transcription. The transcript has 4 exons. Lineage: Eukaryota; Metazoa; Chordata; Actinopteri; Syngnathiformes; Syngnathidae.